This is a messenger RNA of Acanthosepion pharaonis, 951 nucleotides long. NCBI's taxonomy places the organism in Eukaryota, Metazoa, Mollusca, Cephalopoda, Sepiida, Sepiidae. The record is from the annotation of a GenBank genome assembly.
AUGAUCGGGGCUGAUUUAUUCGCCGUCAUCUAUUAUUUUCGGACCCUUCCAGAACUGAGCCGGAGACAGAAAAUGGUUUUUGCGAAGAACUUGGCAAUAAGCCUCAAUUCUUUUCAAGAAGCUCAGAUUUUUUUUUUACUGAUUCAUUGCUUUUGGCUUUUUUGUUGUUUUUUUUUUUUUUGCAAUAUUCUUCAUUUAUUUUCUUUACUUUUCUAUUUUGCUUUAUCUUUUCACUUUUCUAUCUUCCUUGCUUUCUCUUUCCUUAAUAUGUCUAUCUAUUUAACCUCUUCUGAUUUUUUCUUUUUUUUUCUACUAUUUUUCUUCUCUCCUUUUGAUGUGAAUCUUUCUAUUGCUUUUCCUAAUUUUCUUCUUUCUUUCUUCCUUGUUUACUUUUUCGUUUGUCUUUUUCUUCCUUCCUUUCACUUACAAUAUUUCUGCAAUUUUUCUUGCAUUCUUUCCUUCUUUCUUUCCUUCAACAUUUUCUUACACUAUUUUAAGAUCUUUCCAGCUCUAUAUAUUUUCUUCGUUCCCUUUCUCAUUCAUUUUACUCGGAUUUUUUUUUAUCUAUAUAUCGAUAUAGUUCUUUUUUGUGUGCAAUUCUUCUCUUCAUUUUCACCCAAAUCUUUCUUUCUUUUUAUUUCAAACUCAGUUCUCAUUUCUCGUUCGUUUUCCCGACGUACCAAGAUUUUACUGUUGAUUUUUUUCUCUUCUGUAAUUUCCCCGCCUUUUUUUUAUCUAUCUGACUGCAAUUCACCCUCUGCAUAUGGAACCAUUUUUAUCUUUCUCUCUACUUCCUCCCACAUUUCAAUUUCCCACCCUCUUUUCAUCUUCUCCUUCACCUCACUCUAUUUUCUCUCCCUUCUAUCUUUCUAUCAAUCUACGUCUCUCUUUCUCCUUAUCAUUCUUUCCGCCAUAAUUUUCUUUCUCUUUUUCUCUCCAUCUCAAUAUUAA